Molecule: messenger RNA, 5200 nt
Organism: Mytilus trossulus (common blue mussel)
Lineage: Eukaryota; Metazoa; Mollusca; Bivalvia; Mytilida; Mytilidae
Product: low-density lipoprotein receptor-related protein 2-like
Exons: 32
Coding region: 145-4851 (1568 amino acids)
Biological process (GO): receptor-mediated endocytosis
Cellular component (GO): signaling receptor complex; plasma membrane; apical plasma membrane
Molecular function (GO): calcium ion binding; hormone binding; protein binding
Source: RefSeq, a predicted model, not a curated record
AAGAGCGAACAAUGUUACCUGGAUCCCAUGCAUGGGUAUACAUAUAAUCGAGCACACACAAGCAGUGACCUUGACACACGAAAUUGUCCAUAAGAUAGUAUUCUAAGCGGACGGUUGUACACACGGGCAGGGUAUGUAGCCACGAUGGAGUCAGUUCUUUCAAUUGUCUUCUUGGUUGUUGUGGUUGUUUCAGUUGUAGAACAUUCACAAGGUCAAACACACAUUAAGAAGAUAGUGUGCAGUGAUGAAUCUGUCUUGUGCCACGAUGGUUCACACUGUGUGGAGAAGGCCAAAUUUUGUGAUGGACAGAAUGACUGCUUUGAUCUCUCAGAUGAAUUAUUUUGUGGGAAACAGAGCUGUACUCCAGUGGAGUUCCCAUGUCUAGAUGGAGAUCAGUGUGUACCCAGAGCCAAUAUUUGUGAUUAUUCCCAUGAUUGUCAUGAUGGCUCUGAUGAAGAUAUAUGUGAGGCCACAGAGAGGUGCAAUGAACAGCAUGGGAGAUAUUUGUGUAAAAAUGCACAACAGUGUAUAAAUAUGAGUCUACUAUGUAAUGGCAUAACUAACUGUCUAGACCAAUCAGACGAGGGAGGGCAGUGUGAGGAGUCCAGUAAGAACUGUACAUCUGAUGGUUAUUGUGGACAUACCUGUCUACCUACUCCAACAGGUUCAGUGUGUCAGUGUAAGGAAGGCUUCUUGUUACAGGGAAACUCAUGUCAAGAUGUAAAUGAAUGUCAAAACAAAGUCUGUAGUCAGCAUUGUAUAAACACUCCAGGAUCAUAUAAUUGUUCUUGUGAUGAAGGGUACAACUUUGAAAAUAGCAGGCAGUGUAUAGCUAAUGGUUCUGAUCCAGUAUUAUAUAUAGCAGCAUACAACAGAAUUGUAUCGUACAACAUCAGGUCCUCUAACCAACAAUUGGUCACAGUUGUAGAUAGCCUCAGUCAUGUUCAGUAUAUAGCUGCAGACAGUACACAUUUAUAUUGGACAGACCAGAAAGACGAGGCUGUAUAUAAAUAUGACAUUGAUGAUGGUCACAUGUGGAAAGUGGUAGAUACAGGUAUUGACUCUCCUAGAGGUAUUACAGUAGAUGCAGUGACAAAUCACCUGUAUAUUGUGGACAGUUCUAAAAAUAGAAUAACUGUGUGUGAUAAUUAUGGUGGAGUAUGUACAGUGAUACAGAAAGAUCUGCACACACCAGAGGACAUACUUAUUGUGUAUAAACACAGGAUUCUUAUUUGGUCAGAGGUUGGUAAGAAUCCUGCCAUAAUGAAAUCCCAAUUGGAUGGCAAGGUGAAGAACAUACUAAUUAAUAAAGACAUUCAGCACCCAAGCAGUAUUGCUGUAGAUGAACCUAUAGAUAGGUUUUAUUGGUUAGACUCUGAAUUAGAUAGGAUAGAAAGUAUCCAGCUAGAUGGAUCAGACAGACAGAUUGUUAUCUCCAGAAAAGUGGUUAAUCCUUUUGGAUUGUUUGUAUUUGAAGAUACCAUGUAUUGGGCUGACCAAGAACAUGCAUCUGUGAUGUCCGCUAGUAAGUUCAGUGGCAGACAGCUGUUGCCAUUGUCAACAGGAAUAAAUCAUGUGACUAGUCUUGUUAUAGACCAUCCAGUUUUAUAUCCUUCUGGUUAUGGGUCAUUGCACCAAGACAAUACAUGUCUACUGUCUACAUGUUCAGACAUUUGUCUCCCCUCUCAGAAAGGCCAUUCUUGUAGAUGUCCAGUAAACAAGGUUUUAGAUGUCAACAAUAGAACAUGUAUUGAUAAUGUAGAAUGUCCUAGGAUACUGAUAGGAGAAAACAGAGCUAUAUUGACCUAUCCAUUGUGUGGGAUAGGGAAACAGGAAUAUCUCGCAUCACAUAUCAUUACUGAGGAAAUGAAAAAGGUUUCUGUCAUAGCACAAUCUGGGACAGAAUUAUUGUAUAGAGAUGUUAGUCGAGGGGUGAUUGCAUACAUCAAUUUAAACGAGUCAAGGCCAAGGGAGAUAAUCCUAUUCAAGAACUUGCAUACUGUGUCUGAUGUAUGUGUUGACUGGAACAGCGGUAUCCUGUAUUGGACAGAUCCUGCUCAGGGUGUGGUACAAGCUGGUAAAUUCAAGGAAGGAUUAAUCACUACUAUUACAAGAGCAGAGAAACAACAUCCAAAUUCUAUUGCUUUUGAUCCUGUUGGAAGGAAAAUAUACUAUUCUACAUCUGGAAAAAUAUCACAAAUUAUCUCCUGUUACUCAGAUGGGGACAAUUGUUCUGUAAUCAGUGUCAAAGUAUCUCUUGUCAGUGACAUGGUAGUUGACCAAAACAGUAAACGUUUGUUCUACACAGAGACAGGAGAUCACAGUAUAUAUGCUAUAAGUUUGGAAGGUGAUGUCCCUGCUGUUACAAUUCACAGAGGAACACCCGGAGAGAACCCAAAGUUUUUAGCAGUUUAUAUGGACACUGUGUACUGGGUUGACUCUGAUAAAAAGGUUGUCAUGUCUGUACAAACUGAUGGUAGAAACAGAUUAGAAUCACAAGUUCUGUCAAAGUUAGCUGUACCAAAUGAAAUAAUAGUGGUUCCUUCCUCAAGUAGUUUGUCGAAUUUCUGCAGUAAGGAGAAUGGUGAGUGUAUGCACUUCUGUUUUGCCACUCCUAAUGGAAGGUCCUGUAAAUGUAAAGAUGGCUGGACUCUAAACAGUGACAAGAUAUCAUGUAAUGAAAAUAAAUGUAACCAAGAUACGUGUGACAGAAUUGUUACCAUGACAACUGAAAAAGUGCCUUCUGAAGCUGCCAAGAUCUGUGGAGGUUUUGUUUGUAAAGAUGGAAAUUGUAUUGGGAAGGAGUUUGUGUGUGAUGGUAAUCCUGAUUGCUAUGACAAAUCCGAUGAAUUAAAAUGUAACCAUGAAAACAUAGGUCAAGGGCCACCUGAAGAAAGUUGUGGUCCAGAUGGAUACUACAGAUGUGGUUCAGGAGAGUGUAUACCAUUACACAGUGUAUGUGAUGGGAUAUUAUUAUGUUCAGAUGGGUCAGAUGAAGGGAAGCUGUGUGCCAGUGCAUGUAAAGAUUCAGUCUGUAGGCAAGGUUGCUAUGCUACCCCUACUGGUCCUGUUUGUUACUGUGACUCUGGGUACCAGUUGACACACAACAAUGUCACUUGUGUAGAUAUGAAUGAGUGUGAUGUACAAAAUGGAGGUUGUAGCCAGUUCUGCUUCAAUAAAAAUGGCAGCCAUGUUUGUUCCUGUGUAAAUGGUUACAGAUCAAGUGAUAAUGGAAGACUCUGUACUGCAAAUAAUUUACAGCCAAGUUUUAUGAUUGGGACAUUAAGAGAUGGUGUAAUUGUAUUAGAUGAUCAUGGGCAGAAAAUCGACACUGACCGUACUAAAGAUUUUGACAAGAUUACUACAUUGGAUGUUAACAUGCAUACAGGAGAUGGAUAUUUCUAUUCAAGCAAGGGAAUACAUCUUUAUUCUUUGAAGAAAAGGGGGAUGAUUAAAACCAGGGGGAUUAAAACCAUCAGUAAAAGACUAGAGUAUGUCAGCAGUAUAGCUUUUGAUUGGAUAGGAGAAAACCUGUAUGUCUCUGAUGAAACAAAGAAACACUUAUUGGUGUGUAGUGUGAAGGCUGUGCCACUACAGUGUAGAACAGUGCUGUAUGAGGAGGUUGAUAGUGUGGCUUUGUAUCCAGAUAAAGGAAUAAUGUUCAUAGCUAGCAUUAAAAAGAAGCAGAUUUUGAAGCUAUGUAUGAGUGGUACACAUCAUCAUGUGAUCAUAGACAGAGAUCUGAGCAUGCCCACUGACAUUGCAGUAGAUAUGCCAGCCAAUCGUAUCUACUGGAUAGAUAAAAUUCUUGGCAGAGUGGAAUCAGCUACUUUGAAUGGCGAAGAUCGGUAUAUAGUAAUAGAAGAACUUUCUAAAUAUCAUUUUACUGCAUUGGAUGUGUUUGAAAAUGAUGUUUACGUAACAGAUCAGAAAUCAGGUUCAUUAUUCAAGAUGAGCAAAUUUGGAGGAACCAACCCAGAAGUUGUACUGAAUGGAAUUAAUAUGCCAUCUUGUAUCAGAGUUAUCCACCCUUUGUUACAGAAGCAUGAUAAGAAUGUUUGCCAGCCUUUGCAUUGUUCACAGCUAUGUUUGUUGACGGUUGAUGGAGCAGAAUGCUCCUGUUUUGAUGGUUAUCUGUUACAUAACAAGACACAAUGUAUAGAUAUAAGAGAAAAAUCUGUUCCAAACAUUACUCCUAAAGGGGAGAUAAUUCAGCUUGUUGGAUCAUCAACAAAGCAACCAACAACACCACCUGUCUUAGUGUCAACUGUAAGGGGAGAUAAACCAACCAAAAUACCCGGAGAUGAUUCUUCAGAUGAUAAUAAGAUCGUUCCAACAGAGAUUAGGAAUGAUAAUAGCACAGAUGGUCAGCAAUGCUAUUUACCAUGUCAUAAUGAUGGUCAUUGCUUCUAUAAUAAACUUGAACCCAGGUGUAUUUGUGAGCAUGGCUACAAUGGUAAACUAUGUGAGAUAGAAGUCAACAGUAAUCACCAGUCUUAUACCUGGGUUCUAGGAGUAGUAAUUGUUGUACUGUCACUAGUCAUGGCUGCUCUUUAUAUUUAUUUCAUCAAAUAUAAGAGGGAUGGCUACCAUUACAUUCCAUGUAGAAAGAAGCCAGACGACAGUGAGGAGGGUUUGGUUACAGAGAUGACGUACCAUCCGACCAUAUUUGGUAAUGGGGUCUUCCAAGAUAUGGAUGAUAUAAAUUACCCUCCAGAUUUUACUGACUCUGUCCUCAACUUAUCCUGUCAGUCAGUGGACUCAGCUUUUGUCAGUAAACAUGAGGAAACAGACAGUGAAGCAUCACGGAGUCCAGAUAGUACAGGUCGCUACAGUUAUGUACAGAUAUAAAAUGGAUUACUGAAAAUUCAUCUUUUAUUGGUGUCUGCCCCUUGAAUGGGAAUUGUUUAACCCUUGUCAGAUUGAUCGUCCAGUUUUAACUAAGACUAUUUUGUGUGAAGGGACUUGUAUAUACACUGAAAUUUUAGAACUAGCUUGAUCGAUUGAUUGACAUAUAGUGGCACCACUAUACCACCUCUGUUAGCCUAAUACAAGAAUGAAUUGAUUAAUAAUAGAUUAUCUUUCCCUUGUGAUAUUGACUAUCAAAUAGAUAAAUUUAUAUAUUAUAAAUAUUUUAUCUUGGUAUUUUGCUUUUGUUAUUUUUCUGAAAACACUUUGGUGCAAAUUGAAUAUUUAUUGU